UCAUACAACAACGCUGUUUGCUGUCCGUUAGUCGUCACUUCCGCUCACGCUCUGACUCCAGCUUGCAUCAUUUCUCGUGUCUUGUCAGCCGGGUGCAGACAGCAUACGCAAUGGUGGAGGCAGUUCCUGAAACCAUUAAGUUUCCCUCUGAGGAGGAGAAGAUUCUGCACUUUUGGAAUGAAAAGGACUGCUUCCAGGAAUGCCUCAAACAGUCCAAGAACAGACCCAGGUACACCUUCUACGAUGGACCUCCCUUUGCCACUGGUCUACCCCACUAUGGCCACAUCCUAGCUGGUACCAUCAAGGACAUUGUUACUCGCUUUUACCACCAGAGUGGCUUCUAUGUGGACCGGCGCUUUGGAUGGGACUGUCAUGGCCUACCUGUGGAGUAUGAGAUUGAUAAGACUUUGGGGAUCAAAGGACCUGAAGAUGUGGCCAAAAUGGGCAUUGCUGAGUACAACAAGCAAUGCCGAAGCAUUGUAAUGAGAUACUCCAACGAGUGGGAGGUUUCAGUAAACCGAAUGGGACGAUGGAUUGACUUCAAAAAUGACUACAAGACCCUUUACCCAUGGUUCAUGGAGACUGUCUGGUGGGUUUUCAAACAGCUGUAUGACAAGGGUCUGGUGUACCGUGGUGUCAAAGUCAUGCCUUUCUCCACUGCCUGCAACACCCCCUUGUCCAACUUUGAGGCCCAUCAGAACUACAAGGAUGUUCAGGAUCCCUCGGUGAUUGUUAACUUCCCACUGGUUGAGAAUGAGGAUGUUGCUUUGAUUGCCUGGACAACCACACCAUGGACACUGCCGAGCAACCUGGCCCUGUGUGUGAACCCAGAAUUACUUUAUGUCAAGGUCAAAGAUAAUACCACAAAUAAGACCUACAUCAUGAUGGAGGCCAGACUGGGGGCUCUGUUUAAGUCAGAGAGCGAGUACACUAUCCUUGACAAAUUUCCUGGUAAGACACUGAAAGGGAAAAAAUACAAGCCUCUUUUCCAGUACUUUGCAAAGUGUUCAGAGAAAGGAGCUUUCCAGGUUUUGACGGAUAACUAUGUCAAAGAGGAAGAGGGCACAGGAGUGGUCCACCAGGCACCUUACUUUGGAGCUGAUGAUUAUAGGGUGUGCACUGAAUACAAGAUCAUCCAGAAGGACCAGACUCCUAUCUGCCCUGUGGACGCCUCGGGCUGCUUCACUUCAGAGGUCACCGACUUUGUGGGACAGUAUGUCAAAGAUGCUGACAAAAAUAUCAUCAAGUGGCUGAAGGAGAACAGUCGCCUCGUCAAUUCCAGCUCCUACAAACAUAAUUACCCCUUCUGCUGGAGAUCUGACACACCACUCAUCUACAAAGCCGUCCCCAGCUGGUUUGUCCGAGUGGAGCACAUGGUGGAGAAUCUACUGGACAACAAUGGAAAAUGCUAUUGGGUUCCAGAGUUUGUGGGUGAGAAGCGUUUCGGCAACUGGCUGAGAGAUGCACGCGACUGGGCAAUUUCAAGGAACCGUUACUGGGGCACACCAAUCCCCAUCUGGGUCAGCGAAGACUUUGAGGAGGUGGUUUGCAUUGGAUCCAUGGCUGAACUAGAAGAGCUGACUGGAAUCAAAGUAACUGAUUUGCAUCGGGAAAACAUCGACAAUCUGACAAUCCCCUCACGGUGUGGUAAGGGCGUGCUGCGGAGGAUCGAAGAGGUGUUUGACUGCUGGUUCGAGAGUGGGAGCAUGCCUUACGCUCAGGUUCACUACCCCUUCGAAAACAGGAAGGAGUUUGAGGACAGUUUCCCAGCAGACUUCAUUGCUGAAGGCAUUGACCAGACCAGAGGAUGGUUCUACACACUGUUGGUGCUCUCCACAGCCCUGUUUGGGAAACCACCCUUCAAAAAUGUCAUUGUUAAUGGACUGGUGCUUGCUAGCGAUGGACAGAAGAUGAGCAAGCGCAAGAAGAACUACCCAGAUCCUGGACUGAUAGUGCAGAACUAUGGAGCUGAUGCCCUCAGACUGUACCUCAUCAACUCUCCUGUAGUGAGAGCAGAGAACCUGCGUUUCAAAGAGGAGGGUGUGCGAGAUGUGCUUAAGGAUGUCUUCCUGCCGUGGUAUAAUGCCUAUCGCUUCCUGGUGCAGAAUGUACAAAGGUUACAGAAGGAGGAGAAUACUCACUUCCUAUACAAUGAAAACACAGCAAAGAAGAGCGACAAUAUCAUGGACAAAUGGAUUCAGUCAUUCACGCAGUCCCUCAUCCAGUUCUUCAAGGCUGAGAUGAACGCUUACCGCCUGUACACCGUUGUGCCUCGCCUGGUCAAGUUUGUUGACAUGCUCACCAACUGGUAUGUCAGGACCAAUAGACGCCGCCUGAAGGGCGAGAGUGGCACUGAGGACUGCUUGUGGGCGCUGGAAACCCUCUUCAGUGUUCUGUUCUCCAUGUGCAGGCUGAUGGCUCCUUUCACACCCUUCAUUACCGAGAUGAUGUACCAAAAUCUGCGUCACCUCAUUGACCCUGCUUCUGUCGAAGAGAAGGACAACAGCAGCAUCCACUAUCUCAUGCUGCCUCAAGUCAGGGAGAAUUUGAUUGACAAGCGCAUUGAAGGCGCCGUCUCUCGGAUGCAGUCUGUGAUUGAGCUGGGCAGAGUGAUCAGAGACAGGAAGACCCUGCCUGUCAAGUACCCGUUGAAGGAGGUUGUAGUCAUCCACCAGGACCCAGAGGCUCUGAAGGACAUUGAAUCACUGCAGAAAUACAUACUUGAAGAGCUUAAUGUGCGACAGUUGACACUUUCAACAGACAAGGACAAGUAUGGUAUCCGCCUGAGAGCCGAGCCAGACCACAUGGUGCUGGGCAAGAGAUUAAAGGGAGCCUUCAAAGCCGUCACUGCUUCUAUCAAGGAGCUCACCAGCGAACAGCUUGAAGCCUUCCAGAAGAAAGGCUCCAUAGUGGUAGAUGGUCAUGAGCUCCACGAGGAGGACCUGAGGCUGAUGUACACUUUUGAUCAGAGCUCAGGCUCUGCACAAUAUGAAGCACACUCUGAUGCACAGGUCCUGGUGCUGUUGGAUGUUACCCCAGAUCAGUCUAUGGUGGAUGAAGGCGUUGCCAGAGAGGUCAUCAACCGCAUUCAGAAACUACGCAAGAAGGGGCAUUUGGUGCCAUCAGACGAGAUAACAGUGUACUACCGCUCCCAGCCAGAGGGGGAGUACUUGGAUUCUGUGAUCAAGGCUCACACUGACUUCAUCCUGGCUACCACCAAGGCUCCACUUCUCCCCUUCCCUGUCCCAAAAACUGCCAGCGUCAUCAUAGAGGAAAAGACCCAGCUGAAGGGUUCAGACCUGGAGUUAACCAUAGUAAAGGGAUCUUCAGCCCCUCGGGCUCCUCUAAAUGGACCAGCUUGCACAUAUGUCAACCUCCAGGUGAAGGUCAACAACAAAGAACAAGAGGGUGUAGUGCUGUUGGAGAAUCCCAAAGGAGAUAACAGGCUAGACUUGGACAAGCUGAAGAAAGCGUGCAGCAGCAUCUUUGGAACCAAUAACACACAGCUCAAAUUCUUCAGUGAUGGAACUGAGCUGACCAGCAAAACGGACCUGCAGACUCUGACUGGUAAAACUUUGUCAGUGACUGCGGGAACUGCGUCACCUGGCCCCGCCUCCUCCACCAACACCAUCGUGUGUCCUUAUGUAAACCUUCUACUAUGCAACGCUCAGCCAGCUGAGUGCCAAUCAGGAGACGUGGGUACCCUCCUACUGGUCAACCCAGUAGGCCAGAAUCAGCUUAACCACGAAGGCUUGCUCUCUGAGACUGCCAGAGUUUUUGGCCUCCGCAGCAGGCGGCUCAAACUCUACCUGGAUGAGGACCUUACUCAGGAGCUGCCAGCUGAUUCUUCAGUCAAAUCUCUUGACACCAAAACUCUGUUUGUGAGAGUUCUUCCUACAACCGCUGAGGCAUAAAUCCACAAACCACCUGAAGAGCAUUUGUCUCUGACAGACCACAUGUUCCCUAAAUGAUGGUUUCUACCACUCAAUAGCCCGAUUGGUGUACAAUGAAAUUAGCAGCAUGGAGUAGCUUCAUAUGUUUAUGAUGCUUUUUGGAUGCAAAGCAGGGGUUGUCUGUCAAAUUCAGAACUGUUAAAAUGCGGAGUCACAAACAGCAAAGUCCUUGUGUAACAUAAACUCAGAUGAAGAAAAAAAAAAAAAAGAAGCACGUUUUGGGAUGUCUUCAUAUUUAAACGGGGUGUAACAGGGUUCUUUUUCUUUAUAAGAGUUGAUGGUCUCUCUCACUCCAGUUUCUCCCUGACAACCUUGUCAGCAACUGUGGGUAACUGUUUCUGAAAAGUAUCUUGUUAGGUCAUAUUUAAUGUGGACCAAGAAGGGAUUUUUCUGGGUGAUGGUGUACAUUCUCUCCUAAAAAGUGGAUUCACCUCUGUAACACAGUGAUGGUUCAUACAUAACCAGCUCUUUCCAGGUUUCGAGGAAACAGUUUAAUUCGAUUAACUGUCAAUUUUACCAGUGGAUGAUUUUCUUUAUUAUGAUAAUGAUGCAAGCUACUUCUCUUUGAGGCUUAUUGAAGGGAGCUUAGUCCAGAGUAAUUAUUGCUUUGUCUCAUAAUUGGAAAAGCAAAUUUGGGCUAUUGUGCUUAUACACCAUUUUGAAAUUAACAGAUAAACUCAUUGUGGUCAUUGCAUUGAGAAUCCUUUGACAAUGGAAAAAGCAUUUAAAAGGGUGAAAUGGGUUUUUGGGCUGCUGUACCUGGGGACAAAAAGGUUCUGCAAUGAAAAGAGCAACAAAUGAAUAAUGUACUAUUUUAGGUGACUGAAUAAAUCAAAGGUGACUUGGAAUCAA
This is a messenger RNA of Oreochromis niloticus (Nile tilapia), 4805 nucleotides long. RefSeq names its product isoleucyl-tRNA synthetase 1 (gene iars1). The transcript is spliced from 34 exons. Bases 111 to 3914 code for a protein of 1267 amino acids. Lineage: Eukaryota; Metazoa; Chordata; Actinopteri; Cichliformes; Cichlidae. Gene Ontology annotation, biological process: isoleucyl-tRNA aminoacylation. The record is from RefSeq and is a predicted model, not a curated record. Gene Ontology annotation, molecular function: isoleucine-tRNA ligase activity; ATP binding; tRNA binding.